UCCUCUAGCAUGGUGGAUGUAUGGACAGUCUCACCGAGCAGAGGUUGACAGCUCCGAGCAUCCCGGCCCCUCACCUGGAGCACUACAGUGUCCUGCACUGCACCAUGACCUUGGAUGUCCAAACGGUGGUGGUGUUUGCUGUCAUCGUGGUCCUCCUGCUCGUGAACGUGGUCCUCAUGUUCUUCUUGGGCACCCGUUGAACCAAUGGA
Molecule: messenger RNA, 209 nt
Organism: Elgaria multicarinata webbii
Lineage: Eukaryota; Metazoa; Chordata; Lepidosauria; Squamata; Anguidae
Exons: 1
Coding region: 21-200 (59 amino acids)
Source: RefSeq, a predicted model, not a curated record